AUGGGAGUAUGGAGAAGAGGAGUGGUGGUUGGCCGGAGCUCUGGUGGACGGAGGAAAAAGAAGCCGGUAAUGGUGGUGUUCAAGAUUAAUGAUAACCGCAAGUCCAUGGAAAGGAAGCUAAGGCAGCUACAGAGGAUCAUACCCGGUGGAGGAGUUGAAGGGAUAGACAUGGAAACCUUGUUCCAGAGAAUCGCAGCUCACAUCUCCUUACUUGAGUCUCGUCUAGCCGAACAUCCAUACUUCCCCGAGGGCACUCCAGUUACCCUAGCAGACCUCUCAGAGGAAGAGUAUCACUCAGAGGACGAUGAAGAUGAUCCAGAGGAAGUUAACGAAUCCAACGACGAGGGCAUUCUUCAGGAUGCCGAAGAGAUAGAUGAUGACGGUCCCAUAGAGGAUAAGGAGAGAUUUAAUGGCGAGGAACCUACCCCUCCUACUCUACUAUCCUCUCCAUCCAAGCCAUAUCUGUGA
Molecule: messenger RNA, 468 nt
Organism: Lactuca saligna
Lineage: Eukaryota; Viridiplantae; Streptophyta; Magnoliopsida; Asterales; Asteraceae
Source: the annotation of a GenBank genome assembly